AUGAAUACGUUCCAGGUGGUCGUACGUGUACUCUGCCUUUCAUAUAACCAAUACAGCCAACUUGGUCAUAUCAUUAUUACAGCUAUCUACAAAGGCACCGCAAACGACCCGACACCCUUCCCUCCUCCAUCCAAAUCACACGGCUCGUACCAUUGGGCGUUUGAGCGUCUCCUCUCCGCAGCUCUUGUGCCAAUUACCGGUGCCGCAUUCGUGACAACAGGCAGCCAAUACCCACUUAUCGACGCCCUCCUCGGUGUCUCGCUGGUCAUUCACAGCCAUAUCGGCUUCGAAUCCAUUCGUAUCGACUACCUCCACCCACGCAAGUUCCCAAUUUUUGGGCCAAUUACAAAGUGGGCUGUUCGCGGAUUGACUGCGGGCGCAGUCUACGGUGUCUUCAUGUUCAACACGAAUGAUAUUGGUCUGUGUGAAUUGAUUACACGGGUUUGGCACGCAUGA
Messenger RNA from Fomitiporia mediterranea MF3/22, 456 nucleotides. RefSeq lists its product as uncharacterized. Bases 1 to 456 code for a protein of 151 amino acids. Gene Ontology annotation, cellular component: mitochondrial envelope; membrane. The record is from RefSeq and is a predicted model, not a curated record. Gene Ontology annotation, biological process: mitochondrial electron transport, succinate to ubiquinone; tricarboxylic acid cycle. Gene Ontology annotation, molecular function: ubiquinone binding; heme binding. Lineage: Eukaryota; Fungi; Basidiomycota; Agaricomycetes; Hymenochaetales; Hymenochaetaceae. The transcript has 3 exons.